This is a messenger RNA of Kazachstania africana CBS 2517, 339 nucleotides long. RefSeq lists its product as uncharacterized. Bases 1 to 339 code for a protein of 112 amino acids. The transcript has a single exon. The record is from RefSeq and is a predicted model, not a curated record. Lineage: Eukaryota; Fungi; Ascomycota; Saccharomycetes; Saccharomycetales; Saccharomycetaceae.
AUGGCUGGCAGUGACAAUAGAUAUCGUAUGCUUGUUUUGUUAGAAGAAGAGAGUGAAGAAGUGAUAGAAAAAUUUGAAGAUAAUGAUAAUGGGGAACAGCCAAAACAAGAAUCUACAAAAUCUCAUGAAUUUAUUGAAGAACUAAUCCUGCCAUUUGAAACAAGUGAAUUAGAUACUUUGAAUGAGUGGUUUGAUAAGUUUGAUGAAGAAAUCUGUAUACCGAAUGAAGGAAAUAUCAAAUAUGAAAUUAGUAGUGACGGUCUGGUCGUUUUACUCAUAGACAAACAGAUUGAAAAUGUAGUGGAAAAGGUAAAAGAGUUUGUUAAUAAUAACCAAUAA